Messenger RNA from Lecanosticta acicola, 1020 nucleotides. The record is from the annotation of a GenBank genome assembly. Lineage: Eukaryota; Fungi; Ascomycota; Dothideomycetes; Mycosphaerellales; Mycosphaerellaceae.
AUGUCUUCCAACAGCUUCUUCCAGUCGCCGACAGUUGUCCUGCCGCCGGCACAGGACCAAUACUUCAUCAGCAGCCACUACGUUGACCAGAGCGGCCCAAAUCGACCGACAAUCAACGGCAUCUCACCCAAUGGUCUCUCCAAUGCCAACCCGUUCACGCCAUCCGUCUCCACCAUUGGCUCCACCAAAGGCUCUAUCGCUGGACGCAAGCGCUCCAGAGGCGACGUCUUCUCUCCCGAAGACGAAGAAGACGAACGUCUCGAGGAUGGAUCCGUCGCUACCCCGACCACAGAGGAACUACGUAAGCCACGCGGAAAGCCUGUCUAUGGUCCCGGCAUGACUUUGAUCUACCCAGAGGAUCCAGGUUACGAACUGGCUGCUGCGUCACAGUCCGGUACCUGGGUCGAAGAACAAGCUGAGCGUCGACCAUUCAAUCUAGCUCACAUGAAGCGGCCAUCCGUCACCAGCCGCAAGUCGCAACGCAUGGACUCUACUGCAUCUGGACCCGACGAUCUCGCACAACUCGUUCUCCCACCAUCGAUGCGUGAAGCUUGCAGCGAGCCUUUGAUCGACGAAGCGACCCGCAACUUAGGCAUCAGCUGGACUCGCAUGGACGGUACGGAAGCGCUUCAGAUCAGCCAGAAAGCAUACUCGAAAUGGAUUCAAAACCACUACCCUGCGCUGAAAGAAGUCUCCAUCUGGUUUGAGAACAGCGCCAUCCCAGGAUACCUCGUCGUCGCAACCAACGCCUACAAUGGUCAGAAGGAGUGGUACAUCUUCUCCCAUGACCUGACCGAAGCCCGCCUCGUCACGAACGAGCCGAGCUCCCUCGUCCCACGCCUGCAGAUGCUCCCGGCACUCCAUCUCGCAGCUCCCGGCGGCCACCUCCGAGCGGAGACGGAUCCCAUCACGGCCGCUCAGACUGAGUUGGACGCCGCGCAGACCGAUAUGAUGAAUGGAACUGCGCCAGAACUCCAGCCUAGCGGCGGUUGUGCCGCCCACUCGAUGGAGUUGGACUGA